CAGAUUCUCUAAAUGGCACAUGCAGGUGUAAGGCUUUGCCGCGGGUGCCUGGACGGCUUAACUCGCCCCCAAAUAGGUAUAUUUGGGGGCCAUUUGAGCGUAUGCAUGGCGUCCGCCUCGCCGACUUGCAAACGCCAUCAACGAUAAAAACGAGAUUGCUUAAAUUAAUGAUGCCCCCUUAUUUAAUAAGAUCGUUAUCCUGACAGCCUCUUGCCUGUGCUGUUGUAUUCGAAAGGAUGAUCUGCAGAAGCUUGUUGGUGCUCGGCUUUGCGGCCUCCAGCUUUGCCCGCUCAGUGCCGCAAAGAAUUGCCCGGCAGGAACCAUCGACUACUGCAAGUGCCUCAGAUGCCCAAUCGACGAUUUGUGGAAAGAUCAUCGAUGCUGUGAACGAAGGGUAUUCAUUCUUUGCUGCCAGCGAUGCCUACGAAUGCCUCACUAGUGUGCCAUUCAACAGUGCCGUCGCUUCGCGCUUUAUCGCCUAUUGGAACGAAACUCUCCAAUUCCAGACUACUCUUGCAUACCUGAAGAACCCUCCCGAAGGGUAUCAACAGCCGGCAGUCGAUUUUGAGACCGAACUUGGGAAGAUACAACAGCGUGUCGAUGCAGGUGCAUACCGCAACCAGUAUGACUUUGAGGCAGACGUCCAGCUCCUGACGUACGCCUUGAAGGAUGGUCAUGUCAUACUGAACGCCGGCAUUCUAUCAGCCUUCUCCUUUGGCAGCCCCUACGAGAUUACCUCAGCCUCCAUCGAUGGCAAACAGGCACCAAAAAUCUACAUCACUGAUGACCUCCUCCCAGAGAAGGCAUCGCAGCCCUGGACACCGUCACCAAUCGUCACCAUCAACGGGACGGAGGUCAACGAGUUUAUCAGUACCUACGCUGCGCUAAACUCAUGGGGAUAUGUUGAGCCGCAUGCUGAAUGGAACGAUCUGAUGUCUCAUCCUACACUUGACAUUCUAGGUGGACUGACUACAUUCUCCGGUGCAGGCACAUUCUACCCGGGCGACAAUCUGACUUUCACGUACGAGAACGGCACGUCCAAGGACACCAUUUGGGUGGCGAUUUACAACGAGCCUGCCAAUGCCACAGGCCCUUUGACGACAGGUGGUGACUUCUACAACUACUUCGUGCUCGGUCUCUUGCCUGCUUCGUUUGAGCCUGUUGCCUCCCCGCUGGAAAGCUCUGGCACUGUGCAGGCUGCUCCUGGGAAUUGGUCAGAGGCAAGCUUCGGUGCCUUUCCGGAAGACCCGGACAUCGUUCAAUACGACCUCGGUGUCUAUUACACCGGUCUCGUGUCUGGAUACUUCUACAAGGACAUCUCCACGGGCGUCUUGAGCCUUCCAAGCUUUGACGGUGUCCCAGAGACACUAGGGAAUUGGACGGAUACAGUCUCUUAUUUUGUCCGCAACAUCUCUACUGCAGGUGUAGACAGGGUCGUGAUCGACCUCCAACGUAACUCUGGAGGCACUCCCCUGCUCGCAUUCACCACCUUUAAAGAAUUCUUUCCAGAUCUGUUCCCGUUUGCAGGGAGCAGAAGGCGCAGCUUUGAUGUAGCCAAUGUAAUGGGCUCAGCGACCACGGAAUGGUGGUCCUCUCUGAGCGAAGCCAACGAGACGGAAGAGUACAUAAAGUAUGACAAUGCAGCGAACGAAUGGGUCAUCACCGAUCGACUCAAUGCUGUUACUGGCAGCAAUUUCAGCAGCUGGUCCGAAUACCAGGGACCAAUCAGGGCGCAAGAUGACGAGUUCUCCCUUGUCGAGCAAUAUGACCUAGCCAACCCUACCUUUGAUACCGCUGCCUUCGAUGAGUGGAUUCCAACGUGGUAUCUACCUGAAAACAGCAUCGGGCCGUUCCUACCACGACCUGUGCAGGCGGAUCGUAUCGUCCUGCUUACUGACGGCCUUUGCGCAUCUGCCUGUGCUCUAUUUGUCGAGAUGAUGACGCAGGCAGGAGCGAAGACGGUGGUCGCUGGAGGUCGUCCAACAAAAGGGCCUAUGCAAGCCGCCAGUGGUACCCGUGGUGCCAGAUCAUACGACACAUGGACACUGGACAACGACAUGAUCUACGCACGAAGCCUUGACGAGAGCGUCGCAACGAACGUCAACGCGACAGUACCCGAGAUCAGAGAUUCCGCAAUGUUCGUCAAGUACGGCGGAUUUAAUCUUCGCGAUCAGAUCAGAAAAGAAGACACUACUCCGCUGCAAUUCAAGUAUGAAGCCGCCGACUGCCGCAUCUACUACACAGUGGACAACAUCUACAACAUGACCCGCUUGUGGCACGACGUCUCUGCUGCAGCAUUCACGGACUCUUCUCUAUGCGUGGAGGGAUCCACCGGGUUUUCCAAGACCAACAACACGAACCCCAUCGCACCGCCUCAGCCAGAUGCACAGAAGCCCGUCCUCAGCCUCAACACAACAUCAAUCGCGCAAGCCAAGUGGGAUGACGAUGACAGUGACAGCUUCCACGCAGCCGUGAAUAGCAAGGGCACACGCAACAAGGACCCUUUUCCGCUUUGCGUUCCCGUCCCGUUAACCGGCGGUCAAGGCUGUACUGACGCUGGCUCAGUAUGCAGACAGGUAUCCGUGUAUUGUACCAAGGACAAGGCGUAUAAGAACCCGUACAGGUGCGUCUCAGAAUGCCGGAACCAACCAGGGAGCAAAUGCCAUGGAUCUUGCAAACUUGACUCUCCUAGCGCGGAGAGCAAACCCGUCUACGCGAACGCAGCGGGAACUGAGUUCUCAGAGAAGCUCUCGACAGGUUACUGCUACCCUUCAGUAGGCACUAAAGCGCUCGGAUGCUCAGCGGACGGGUGAUUUUACAACUAGACGCAUAUAUAGAAUCCGAUUAUCACUGCGGACAACUUGCAUCUGAGUGAACAUAUGGUGAUCGUAUCAAAUGAAUUACUAGCUUACAAAUUCGAGAGGAGAGCCUUUUACCGCACAAACCUCAUGCCAAAGCAUUUCCUAACUCCUCUAAACUUCCUUUGUAGAUGAGUCGAGAACGCUGUAUAAACAGGACACA
Molecule: messenger RNA, 3021 nt
Organism: Boeremia exigua
Lineage: Eukaryota; Fungi; Ascomycota; Dothideomycetes; Pleosporales; Didymellaceae
Exons: 3
Coding region: 237-2813 (858 amino acids)
Biological process (GO): proteolysis
Molecular function (GO): serine-type peptidase activity
Source: RefSeq, a predicted model, not a curated record